UUGUAUUGAAACUUUCUGCGAAGAUAGUUUAAAAAUAAAUCAUGGGGGAAAAAACCGAACACCAAAUAAGUGAUGCAAAUAUGAGUAGUUCUGAAGUUACUUUUGAUAAUUUGACUAUAUUAAAAGAGUUCAGUAACAUUGCAAACCUUGUAAGAAAUGAAGACUUUUUAGAAACAGUACCAAAAGCUAAAUUAAGGAGAGUAAAAUGGGUUCCAAUGUUUAAUUGUUUAAAACAAGGGAUUUUUGAUGAAAUGGUUCAGGAAAUAAGUUCCAUGUGGGAGUUUGAAAAUAUGGCUGAAAAGCUAGAAAUUUUGGAAAAACAAAGGGAAAAAUUUGCAGAAAUUAAUCCUGAAAAUACAGUGUGGAGACCAAAAUAUAACGACGUUAAAAAUCAACUUAGAGCUUCAGAUGCUGCCAAUUUAAGAAAACAGAAGGCAUUAUUGGAAUCAUUAGCUAAAGAAUACGAGGCAAGAGCUAGUAGACUCAAGAAAACUGUUACUGCUAAAAGAGGUUAUUUGAAGGCAUUACAGAUGGACAUUCAAAAAUAUCAGAAGAAAAACGAGGAAAUCAUUUCUAAUAUUAGUGAAAAAAUGAAAAAUCACGAUAAGUUAGCAGAAUUAAUUUUGCCUAACAAUGCUAAUGUUCAUGAUAUAUGUUGGUCUCAUAAAGAGUUAGAAGUUGAUGAGUAGGAUGAAACAAAUACACUGGAAUGUUGAUUAAAAUUUAUAUUUCAGAAAAUUGUACACAUCAGAAAGUACAACAAAACUAAUAACUAGAUAAUUCAAACUGAAUUUACUCUGAAACUAUCUUUUACAGUAAGAUGAAAAUAGAGAUUAUUAUGUGUUAGUGUUACAGAAAAUCACAAAAUCUAAUCGCAACAUAUAAUUAUGAUUAGCUAAGAGCAUACUUUAAAUUCCGUAAAUGAGCAGCGAUGACUAUCUAAUCAUGGGAAAGCAAUAAGGUUUCUACAUGCUAGAAGUAUGUCAAAGAUGGUUUAAAGUGAAGAAAUAUGAAGAAUUUUUGUAAUUAAAUAACAAUCUUUGUAAUAUACAGAAUCAUUUACCUUUUAAUCAUAAAAUUUUUACAAUACUUUGUAUUCAAAAAUGAAACAAAAAUAAAGCUCUUACUUUAAA
This is a messenger RNA of Melitaea cinxia (Glanville fritillary), 1133 nucleotides long. RefSeq lists its product as uncharacterized. Bases 42 to 689 code for a protein of 215 amino acids. NCBI's taxonomy places the organism in Eukaryota, Metazoa, Arthropoda, Insecta, Lepidoptera, Nymphalidae. The transcript has 3 exons. The record is from RefSeq and is a predicted model, not a curated record.